Molecule: messenger RNA, 12770 nt
Organism: Cuscuta europaea
Lineage: Eukaryota; Viridiplantae; Streptophyta; Magnoliopsida; Solanales; Convolvulaceae
Source: the annotation of a GenBank genome assembly
GUGAGUUCAUAAGAAUGGAAAAGAAUGGAAAAGAAAACCGGAAAAAAAGUACUCCGUGAAAAAAAAGUAAACCAACCAACACAGUAACAUGGAAAUAGGCCUAUUGUCACACGACAUAUGUCUUACGACUUCGAUCUGGGAAAUAUACUUUGAUUGAUUUUCUUUCACUCUUCAUAAAACAGUUGCUUCAAUUCUUGAUAUCCAUCCAUCUAUUUUCCUACUCUGUUGUAAUCGCUCACUCCUCAGUUAGCUGAUUAAAAUGGGUAAUGCUUUAAGAUUCUUGUACGGCCAGUGCUGCAAACCCUCGGCGGAUUCCGAUCCUCUGGGCCACCAUGGAAUAACGCCGGCCACCGUCGGAGUCUCUGCUCUCGCUCAAGAUCUCUACAACUUUGAGAUCACCUCCCAGGUUCCUCAAGGAUUAAGCCAGCACGCAGUAUCAUCCAAGAAGGCUCAAUCAAACUGGUAUGGGAAACUUUCAGUAGCAUGGAGAAAAGGAAGGCCUCCUCAAACUCCAGAGGAAGCUUCAAGGCUUAUAAUCCAGACUCUGAAAGGGCAUAAGAAAGCAGAUGUUGAGGGAUUACUGGUUUUUUACGGCCUCCCGCUUCCCGGUUCUUUAGUUGAGCUGACAGAUGGAGGUCCUCCGCAGCACGCGCACGGGCUCAAGUUUGAACUACUUACAUUGCCAGUGGAUGCAAAAGCAGUGGCAGAUGGGGAUACAAUAACUGUAUAUGUAAGUGUCACAGAUCCCCGAGAGGCCUCUUGCGUUCCGAGAGAUGUUGCAGCUGCCGCCCACGAAAGAGAAACUGCACGCGCACAUAAGAAUUAUGAAAGAGCAGAUGAGCUGCACAAGCACAUUAUUAGCUCGGGAUAUCGGGCAAUAAGAGUGAAUAAUGAGGAGGUUCUGGCUCGGAAAUAUAGGAUUCGGUUAAGAGGUAUUGAUGCCCCAGAAAGCAAGAUGCCGUUUGGACAAGAAUCCAAGGACGAGCUUGUUAGAAUUGUUGAAGGCAAGAACCUAAAAGUGAUGGUCUUUGAUCAGGAUCGCUAUGGCCGGUCAGUAGGAGAUGUAUAUUGCAAUGGCUUGUUUGUACAGGAAAUUAUGCUGAAGAAGGGUCUGGCAUGGCAUUACACGGCGUAUGAUCAACGCCCAGAAUUGGCAAAGUGGGAAAAAGAGGCAAGAGCAAAGCGAAUUGGAUUGUGGGCAUCCAAGAACCCAGUGAUGCCAUGGGAAUGGAGGAAGGAAAAACGGGAAAACAAUCAGAAUUAAGGAUCUAAAAUUGUAAAAAGUUAAUAUAGAUUAAAUGGCUUCAUUACCACAACUCGUUUUUAGGGAAAAUUUCAUUAAAAUUGAUUGGUGGUGGUGAUAUCAAAUUAUCAACUUAGCUUAUAUAACAACAUAAAUGAGUCAUGCAUGAUGAUUUCAUAAAAUUAGCCAUUAAGCACAAACUAUGUUACCUUCAUUGAUGUAUAGCAUUUUCCGUUGGCAAUUUGUAUGCAAGGUAUUUUCAUUAAGGUGGUUUUCUCAAAUAUAUAUAUGAGAGUGGGUUACAACUAGGGGUGGACUCGGGCCGGGCCAACCGGCCCGGAACCGGACUGGCCCGCUACUGUGUGGGCCCGGACCGAUCCGGUGAACCGGUUGGUUGGCCGGUUCGGGCCACCCGGCCCGGUGGGAUGGCGGUCCGGGCUCGGGCCCUUCAAAAGGUGAACCGGCCCGGCCGGUUCGGGGCCGGGCCGGGCCAUUUUUUUUUUGAUUUUUUUUUAAGUUUUUGGGUUGGGCUGGGUAUUUUGGGCCAUUUGAGGUGGUUAGGGUUGGUUUGGGGGUGAGGGGGAGGGUUGGGGGUUAACUAGGAAAAGCCAAAAAAAAAAAUAGAACCGAGGCCCGACCCGGACCCGGUGGUUACCCGGGCCGGUUCCGGGCCUCCCCUUCAUGAAUCAAGGCCCGGCCGGGCCCGAACUGGAACCGGUCCAUCCCUAGUUACAACUUACAAGUGUUUUUGAAUGUUGUAUAAAAUGACUAAAUUGCUUUGUGUUUUACCUUAGAGUUCACCCGAAUAUUGUUAGUCAUAUUCAGAGAGAAUUGAGAGCUAAAAGUAGAGAGAAGAUAUUGAUAUACUCUGUAAGUCUGUAUUAAAUGUAAUUUCGAAUCGUUUACAUAUGCCCCAAGCAGGGCUAGCACAGGGCAGAUGCAUCCAGCCCACUUGUUUUGAAGGUCCAACAAUAAAAUAAUAUGAAGUACUAGUAGUAGUAUGUUUAUGCAAAAAUAAAUAGAAAUUGCUCUGAAUAGGAGCAAAAACGUUUUGAAAUUCCAAAAUAUGAGUAUCAUGUUUUUUAUUUCCUGAAUAGGAGUAAUCUGCCAAAUUUGGAAAAAAAUGUCAUGUUUUAAAGCUUAAGAAUGUCAAACUUGGCAGAAAUUUACUCUUAUUUAAGGAAUAAAAAAUAUGAUAUUCCUAUUAUGAAAUUUCAAAACUUUUGUACUCCUAUUAAGGAAAUUCUCUCAAAAAUAAACUAAUCUAAAAUACGAUAUGAAUCGAAUGGGGAUCGUAUAAGAAUUAAGAAUAAUGAAUUUGAAUAAAAAAAUAAUACGUAUAUUUAUUGAAUAUGAGAGUUUGAAUAUAGUAGCAAGAGUAUGGUUUUUGAUGAGGAAUGAUGUAUGUUACAAAGUGGUCAUUGUAGUCUAUUUAUUCGUGUUUAUCACUUCCGCUCCUUUCUUCAUGGGUCAAGUUUGCUCGCUCAGCCUUGCAUCCACCCGUACUGGGCCUCUUCGUCAUUCCUCCAAGGACUUUGGCCUCUGGGGAUUUUUCACAAAUAAGCCUAAAACUGGAAAUUAUAUCACUUUAGUCAACUUAUAGAAUUGUUUUCAAAAAUAGACUCACCAAAAUUUUCCUUUCACAAAUACACUACUUACUACGGAGUAGUAUAUAAAAAACCCCAUCUACGGGAAUUGAAGCUCUGCUCUUGUCAACACGUUGGUAUUGUAUCUAUCCAUGGUUUUAGAUUCUCAAGUGAAGGGAUCGGAAGUAAAAAAAAAUCAUAGUAAAUGUUAAAAUUAACAGAAAAAUGUUAAAAUUCAAUAAAAUUCAAAAAAAAAAAUGAUAAUAAAUAGAAAGAAAUAAAAGUCAAAAACGACAAAUUAAGUUAAAAAGUAAAAAAAAAAUACUCAUAUUAACGAAAAGAAGUAUAUAAAAAUUUGAUGAUGAAAUACCGUAAAGUAAGUUUAGAAAGUAAAAAAAAAGUAAUUCUAAGUUUCUAACAAUACAACAAUUAAAUUUUUAAAUGUCCAUACACUCCGUACUAUAUAAAAAAAUAUAAACCCUCAAAAAAAUCAAAAAAAUCUAGAAAAUUGAAAACAAUAACACUGAACUUUAAAAUUCUAAAUCAUUAAAAUUCUAUAAAAUAAUAAUUUAAAUAAAUUAUAUAAAAAGUAAUUAGACACACAAAUUUUUUUAAAUUAUUUUUAAAGAUUAAAAAGAUUUAAAAUAAAUUUAGAAAAGUCUUAAAGUGACAAUAUAUACCUAAAGUUUCAAAAAAGAUACAUUAACAAUUACACAAUAAAAAAAUCUAUUUGACAAAAAAUAUAAAAACGCACAAAAAACACUAAAAUUGUGUAAAUUCGCAUAGAAUAAAAUUUAAUUUCUUGAAAAUGAAAAUGCGAAAAAUUAAAAUUAAUAAAAAGUGGCAAAUUUGUAAAAAAUAAAUAAUGUGAAUUUUUUGAUUUGAUAUUUUUAGCUACAAAUAUAAUAAUUAUCACCAAGGCAUAUUAUUUUUUAUUUUUGUUGCAUAUUGUUUCAUUAUGUUUCUUUUUAUUCAUAAAUUUGAUAUUUUUUGUUUUUAUUCAUGUUUUUUGUUGUUAAUUUUCGUCAACCUAAAAAUACUAUUAUAUAUACAUAUAAUUAUAUUGGUUUUUUUAUUCUAAAGUAGUAAAAAAUUGAAAUCCAAAUAAAAAAUAACAACGAGCUAUUAAACUUUUUAUCGGAAUCUUUGCUUUUUCUUUCCUGGAGUUUUGCUCUUAUUAAUAGCCUUUUCUAUUUAAAAAAAUACAAAAUUAUUAAGUACAAUAAUAAGCCCAAUCAAUUUUUGUAUCCAGGCUUUUGCUACUUCGGGUCUUUUCACAGAAAUUAAAAAAUCUUCAAUAUUAGUCUCCGCUCUUCAAUCUGAGUGGUUAAUAAUGCAUGUAAGUAUGAUGAUAGUGGGUUACGCAGCUCUUAUAUGUGGCUCCUUAUUAUCAGUAGCACUUAUGGUCAUUACCUUUAGAAAAAAUGAAAAUAUUUUUAAAAUGAAUUAUAUUUUUUCGGCUAAAUUUUUUUAUAAGAUUCAAUUAAGUAAAGAAUUGGAUUAUUGGAGUUAUCGAGUUAUUAGUUUAGGGUUUAUCUUUUUAACCAUAGGAAUACUUUCGGGGGCUUUGUGGGCGAACCAAGCGUGGGGAUCUUAUUGGAGUUGGGAUCCUAAAGAGACUUGGGCUUUUAUUAAUUGGAUAGUGUUUUCAAUUUAUCUACAUACUCGAAGAAAUAGAACUUUCGAAGGUGUUACUUCGGCAAUUGUGGCAUCUAUAGGUUUUCUUCUUAUUUGGAUAUGCUAUUUUGGAGUCAAUUUAAUUGGAUUAGGUCUACAUACUUAUGCUUCAUUUUCGCGAACAUAAAAAAAGAUUUUAUUCUUUUAAUGUUUAGAAUAAAUAAAAAAAGACAUUAAUUUUUUACUUCGUGAAAAGCUAAAAAUUUGUGAAACCCAUGCUCUCAAAUAAAAAUAUUUCCUAUUUGAGAGCACGGGUGUUCAAUAAAAAUAGAAUGAAUUCAAAUAUACUUUUCUGGACCAUUGGAUUUCGUCGAUUGAAUUCAAAAAUAUUUCCUAUUUGGUGCACUAUUCCGCGGUGGGGAUUGUAAUUUCUCAUAAAUUUUCCAUUUAUCACUUAACAAAGGAACUUCACGUAUUUCUUUUUUUAAGGCUUGACGAAUCAAAUAAUAUUUUCGUUCCAAUUUUUUCCUUUUUUGAUCUCGCUGAAUCAAACUUUUUCGUGCCAUAAAUAUUAAGUUCCUAUUAGUAUCGUAUACAUAAUAUAAGUGUAAUCCUAGAUGUAGAAAUAAAAACCCCUUACAUAAAAAAUGAUAUUUUCAAGGAUACAAACACAGGCAAUUUAACCAAAUUUACCCGAUGUAGAGGUAAUUAAGAACGCAGCAUAAGUCAAUAUAUAACCUACAGAAAAGUGGGCUAAUCCGACUAAUCUUGCUUGCACAAUAGAAAGAGCCACCGGUUUAUCUCUCCAUCUAAUCAAAUUUGCCAAAGGUGUACGUUCGUGAGCCCAUGCUAAAGUUUCAAUUAAUUCCUGCCAAUAGCCUCGCCAAGAAAUUAAGAACAUAAAUCCAGUAGCCCAAAUAAGAUGUCCAAAUAAGAAACAAAGAACAAUAGGAUGAAACAAAAAGAAACAAAAUAAAGAGCAACAUAAUGAAACAAAAAGAAACAAAAUAAAGAGCAACAUGAUGAAACAAAAAGAAACAAAAUAAAGAGCAACAGGAUGAAACAAAAAGAAACAAAAUACAGAGCAACAAGACGAAACAAAAAGAAACAAAAUAAAGAGAAACACGAUGAAACCAAAAGCAACACAAUAUUACAAAAAACAACCUGAUUUAACAAAAAACAACACCAUACAAUAAAGCCAAAACAAUAUAAUUACAACAUUUACAUAUGUUUAAUGAAUACAUCCUUCAACUUACUUUUCAGUUUUCACAUUCACGAUACAAUAUUAGCUACUAGCCUACUAUGUAUAUUAAAGUGCAAAAAACUCAUGAUGUCCAUCAAUAAUAAUAUUUUCCCUCCAUCCCAUUGUCAUUAAAUCUAGAAACAGUAUCUCUAGGGUUGUUAGCGGCAUCAAACAAAAACUUCUGAUAUUUAUUGAAAGUAAAGCAAAUUACAGGUGUUGCAUGAUGCACAUCGAAUCAAAGUAAAUGAAUAAUUCAAGAAAGCUACUUCAAGGAAAUGAAAAAGAUCAUCAUUUUAAUAGGAAAAUUCAUAGUAACCCAAGACCUGUUUGGUGACGGUUGUUUGACUUAAAUGGCUAACUAUAUGUCGAUUUUUUUGAAGGAAAGGGAAAGUUUUCUAUUCCAUUACAGAAACCAUUUUUAUCCUUGUAUUAACAUAGUUACAUUGAUUAAGAUGUGCCAAAAUAUAAAUUCAUUUCUUUUAGUAGUUAUGCACUAUUCAUCAAUACCAAAAAAGUGUAAUUAAAAUAAGCACCUCACCAGGGAGACUUUAAUUGAGAAUAUAUUAAAACACAAAAUGGUUACAAACAUUCUCAAUCCGAAAGGGUCCUUCAAAAUUCUAAAAAACUACUCACAUUAAUUUUUCACUCUCAUUCCCCCACUUGUGACCAAUCAUCCAGAUUCCAGAGUGUCAUUUUGAGACGAUGAAAGAUGAAAACACAAAGAAUUGCAUUUUGUUAAGCUUUCUCUUUAGGCGCACAAAGUUAGAAGAAUAGAGUAGCAAUAGAAGAAUUAUUACCUGAAAAAGCUGGAUUGCUCCAUAAUAUUAUAUCCUUUUAAUAAAAUUCUCUUCGUGCACACAGAAUUGCAUUUUGUUAAGCUUUCUCUUUAGGCGCACAAAGUUAGAAGAAUAGAGUAGCAAUAGAAGAAUUAUUACCUGAAAAAGCUUGAUUGCUCCAUAAUAUCAUGUUUUACCGGUGUUGCAUGAUGCACAUCGAAUCAAAGUAAAUGAAUAAUUCAAGAAAGCUACUUCAAGGAAAUGAAAAAGAUCAUCAUUUUAAUAGGAAAAUUCAUAGUAACCCAAGACCUAUUUGGUGACGGUUGUUUGACUUAAAUGGCUAACUAUAUGUCGAUUUUUUUGAAGGAAAGGGAAAGUUUUCUAUUCCAUUACAGAAACCAUUUUUAUCCUUGUAUUAACAUAGUUACAUUGAUUAAAAUGUGCCAAAAUAUAAAUUCAUUUCUUUUAGUAGUUAUGCACUAUUCAUCAAUACCAAAAAAGUGUAAUUAAAAUAAGCACCUCACCAGGGAGACUUUAAUUGAGAAUAUAUUAAAACACAAAAUGGUUACAAACAUUCUCAAUCCGAAAGGGUCCUUCAAAAUUCUAAAAAACUACUCACAUUAAUUUUUCACUCUCAUUCCCCCACUUGUGACCCAUCAUCCAGAUUCCAGAGUGUCAUUUUGAGAUGAUGAAAGAUGAAAACACAAAGAAAAACAUAAGAAAAUGCAGGCGGCAAAGGGAGAUGAUAUCAUUACUCACCCAAUGAGCUCUCUUCGCGCACAUAGAAUUGCAUUUUGUUAAGCUUUCUCUUUAGGCGCACAAAGUUAGAAGAAUAGAGUGUUGGAAAAAUGUGUUAAAAUUGCAUUAAAUGGUCUUUUUGGGGCAAUUAUUUGAGUGGAGUCCAUUUCCGAUUUGGGUCGGGUCAAAGUGGUUUCGGAUUGUCCUUGUUAAGGGCUACAAUUCGAUAUAUGGUACACUCAAAACGGAUAACGGGUGAAUGAAAAAUUGAUUCUCGAAGUUCACUCGUUGAAAUGGAAAAACUGGGAAAAUGGUGAGUUUCUAGUGUGUUUUAUCCCACACCGAAAAACUCAAGGGAUUUUCACCCCCUUAUAAAGGGAAGCCUCUUUUAAGGAGUUAAGAUUCCUAAAGGGAAAGGCUCUCUCUUACGCGCAGGGGGGGGGGGGGGGGUGCCGAUCAAAUCCUGAAACGGAGAAGAAAAAUCCUGAUACGGUCUAAGUUUUGUUUCUUCCCGUAACGUUUUAUUUUUUUCCCAGGAUCAGAGUUGCUCGAACUCUGGUGGCUUCGGAUCAGAGUUGCUCGAACUCUGGUGGCUUCGGACCACAAGCUCGAACUCUGGUGGCUUCGCAUCAGAGUUGCUCCAACUCUGGUGGAGGUCUUCUGGUAGCAUCAGAACUGCUCCAACUCUGGUGGGGGUAUUCUGAUCGCGCACCAGAACUGCUCCAAGCCGUUACAACUAUUAAAUGCCCAACGUUCUUGUCUUUUAAUGCAACGUUAAAUGGACAGUUUAUGGAUGAUUCAAUGCCCAACGGACUGGUCAUUGAAGUCCAACGUUCAGGUCCAUUAACACCCCAUUUAACACACAACAAAUCCUCCUAUAAAUAGCUGGCAAGUGGUUUGCAACAAGAACAACGCACAAUACAUUCCUCACGAAUUUCUUGAGCUAAAAACACCUAAAGCUACUCAGCAAACUUCCUUCUGUGUUCAUACUUGGUUCUCGUUCGCUGGAACUCUUGUUUGUGUGCUCAAACAUUAGUUCGUAGUCAUCGUAUCCUGGGAAACGAUUGUUGCAACGCUCCUAGCACCGUGGGAGGCAUCAAAUACGUUUUAAGGAAAUCGUGCGUAGCACGAGCUUUGACUAAUUCUGCUUCAUCUCCUUUCCUGUUUUUCUUUAGUCAUUUUAUUUAAUUAAUUUAUUUUAAUUAAUUUUCUUUAUUUUCCGAAACACACCCAACAUAGAGUACCAAUAGAAGAAUUAUUACCUGAAAAAGCUUGAUUGCUCCAUAAUAUUAUAUCCAUUUAAUAAAAAAGAGCAGCUGCAGGGGAUCAAAUACCACAAUACUUCACCUUCCACUUCCCUGGCAAGAGAAAAAUCUUACUAGUAAUUGAUGAUGAAUAUUUAUUUUUUUAUUAAACUAAGAAACAAAAAAUGAAUUUAAUCACUUAUCUGAAACAAAAAGUAGAAGAAUGAAGAGGACUCAUGGCAAUCCAUCAUCUCCAAAGGAGAACAAGUUACAACAAUCUAUCAUCUAAAAAAGAAGAUUGAUUUUCCGUGAAGAGAAGUCAUAUACGUGAUACGCCUAAUUCAAAAGCGGCACAGAUUCAAACGCAGAUUCAAAAUCUUAUAUGAUAAAAGUUAAACGCACCUAUCAUAAUCGAUAAAAUCGGUGAACUCGACUGAAUCAUGAUAUCAGCUAAAUCACGAGAAUGAAAAAAAAAGCGUUCAGAUCACGGAAUCAAUUAGCUUGAAUCUCUGAGCUUCGACUUUUGGAUGCAUGUGCUCUAUGCAGAUUUGCCAUCGAAAUCAUGAGUGAAGAUGAAGCAUAAGUGUUCCGCAUCGCACAUAUUGACAUUUCUGUUGUACUUCGUAUUUAGCUAGAUGAGAACUGAGAAAGGAGGCGAGAGCGGAAGCAGGUUUCGGUGAAUGAAUAGACUAUUUUUGAAAUAAAAGAAAGUAAAUUGAAAAGAUGAAAGUUCAUAGAUGAAAAAAUUAUAAUACGAUGACAUAAAUGAUACGUAGCUUGUAAAAAUGACUCAUCCGGGUAAUUACCACCAGAAUUAAUGUGAUAAUUCUUGGGCCCAACAUAGUAUUAGUUAGCCCAUGUGCAAAAAAGAUUGAGAAGACUAGAGGCUGGCCAUAUACAAAAGGUAUUCGACCAUCCGAUUCUAAUUCACUAGUCCAAAUAAAUUCAAUACAGAGUACAGUGUAUACGGGGGUGUUUGCAAAUGCUUUUGUUUUAAAAAAUCACUUUUUGAAGUGAUUUGGGAAAUUUGAUUAGUACUCCGUAUUUAGUAGUAAAAGUUGAUAGUUUUGAGAAAAAAGUGAUUUUGAAAAUUAAAAGUUGAUAGUGUUUGAUAAAAUAAGUGCUUUUUGUGUAAUAGAAAAAGUAAAAAACAUUUUUCACACAAAAACUUAGAAACGCUUUUUUAGUAGGAGUUUUCACUUGAAAACACUAAUUUUAAUUUUUUUAAUCCAAAAGAUGAGAAACGCUUUUUUAAACUAUACCCGUAACAGUCCUGGAAAAUCAAUUAAUUAAGUAAGUACUCCGACCAAUUAUAUGAGUGCCAAGUUACGAGUGGCUUACUUUAGUUAUUUAUCAUGCAUGAACAAUUUUUUAUAAUAGAAUUGAAGUUGUUAAUUUGCAGUUUUAAAAGUUGACACAUACUCCCUCCGGUUAUGAAAGAUCUUUACACUUUUCAUUUUUAGCAUUACCAGAAAGAUCUUUACACUUCCUUAUUUUCCUUAUUUGGCAAAUAAAUCUAUACAAAACAGUGUCAAACAGUGCCAAACAGUGUUUAACAGUGCCAAACAAUGUUUAUUUCCUUAAAAACUGUGAAGUCAAAGUGUCAAGAUCUUUUGGAACCGGAGGAAGUAAUAAAUUGGAACCAACAUACGUUUUCAAUUACUUUCCGAUCUGAACCACCGUCUCUAGGUUCUUUUCAGGCGAUGACCUCCCUGGAUACGGUGUUCGGUUUUUUCUUAGCAUGAGCAUAAUCAGACAAUCAGUUGGAAUUGUAGAAGUUUAGGAAACUUGGCGACCGUGCAAGGCGUGGCAGAUAUUGUGCAAGGACAUCAUCCGUCGAUUAUUUUCCUAUUGGGAAAACGAUAUUCCUAAUUUUGCAUUUUCCGAUCGUUUUAGUCCCACUAUAAUCCAGGUCAAAUUUGAACUAGUCCCGCUGUUUUUUUUUUUUGUUUACGCUGAUUCAUUACCCUGGGGGUAAUACUCGUAGGUCUCUCUUAACAAUUAUUGCUCUAAACUUAUUACUCCGUAUUACAAAUAUCGACAACAUAGUCUUAAUCAUUCUGUUUUGUCAAAUGUUUGGUCCUGCACACUAACACAAAAAUUAUUACUGGAACUGUUCAUUAAUUAUAUGCACACAUAAGUCCAACAAAACUGUUUUGAAUAGUUUAAUAUUUAUCCGUAGCACUAACUAAUUAAAUGUAUAAAAGAUAUCUAACAUUUUAUAUCAUUCUAUAAAUGAAUGUCACAUAAAAUCAUAAAAAAAUAUUAAAAAAAAAGUUAAGCCCGGAAUAGUAUUGUUGUAAUUGGAUUCAAAUCUUUUAUGUUUCCACUGUCGCUAACGUCAGAUGCUUUUUAUACCUAAAGUGCCAUCAAACAUUCAAACUGUUUCAGAGAGCAAUAUGAUCUUAUCGGUUCAUUUACUGUACUUGUACUAUUGUACUUGUACGCCAAUUAUAUGCAUUUGGUGUAUAAUUGGUGACAUGGUGUUGCUAUAGUCAUUUUGUGAUAUGAUCAUGGGUACGGUCUAACUCAACUGGUAGAUAGGAGAUGUCACAGUGGGUAAGUUUCGGGUUCGAAUACCGGCAACUGCGAUGAGAUGUUAUUAUUAAAAAUGGAUAAGACCUUUGCAAUUACCGGUGUCAGAGUCUCACUCUCUAUCUGUCAACUUGUGAUUAAAAUCCAAUUUACAUUCUCUCAUUUAACUUCUGGUCGGUGUUGGGGGCCCUCAAGGAGGCCUGAUCCUUUUUUUGUGAUAUGAUCACGUGAUUAAAUGAUUCCAUGGAUCUGCAUAUAUAAUCCACUCAUCUAGACUUCGAAAAUGUUAAUUACCUAGCUCUUCUAUGCGUUCAUUGGACUUUACAAACUUUUCUUCUUUGUUUAUCACAAAAAAAUGUCAUUUUUCGUUAGUAAUUAAUUGAGACUGUUCAUUUAUUUCUGAUUUACACAAAUUUCAAUCAUACAAUUUUUAUUAUUCUGAUUUCACAAUCAACACCAACUUGGCAAAGUGUUUUAUAUACAUGCAUACAUACAAUAUACACAAGUGUUUUUGUUAGGAAUCUCCUAACAAGAGCGCCAUCCUAACACUUCAUUUUGAGAUGCUUCAGGGGUGAUAUUUUUGAUGAAGUUUUAUGAGAAAUCUUACCAUUGAAUUUAGGGCUUUUUCCUCGAAUAUUAUCAAAUUGAACCCAGUUUCCAAAAAUGUGAUUAUUUUUACAAAAGGACAAAAAUGUGACCAAGAAGGUCACAUAUUUGGAAAACGUGAUGUCCCUGUCGUUUUUUAUGUCAGUAUCCUUUUUUAUGUCACUGCCAGAUUUUUACGUCACUGUUACAUUUCACUGUUGGAUUUUUAUGUCACUUUUGAAUGUCACUUUUGUCGUGAAACAUGUCACUAUGAUCAUCGGAAAAUUUUCUAACAACCUUUUCCGGUGAAGAUGUAAACCACCAGUAGCGUCACCACCGUUAAUGACUCGUUGCCGCGCUAUAGUUACCAACCGCCAGGUCAGUAAAACCUCACCCUUCCACCUCUCGCCCUUGCACCUCUCUGGCAGUUACCACCGUCCACAGCCACCGGAAAUCACCGGCCACAGCCGCCAGCAACCACUGACCCCAAACCCCAAACCCCAAACCCAUUAACCACCAACCCACGCCCCAACAAUAGCCCCCUCCCCUGCCCUGCCCUGCCCGGCUGCCCCAACCCCCUCUCCAGCUCACCUCCCGAGCCCUGUCCCCCUCUCUAGCCCGCCUCCCCAAACUACCAGCCCCAAUCCCGAAACAACAACCCUAGCCAUGGUCGUUUCUCACCAGCAACUCGAUCAAAAACAACGGAUGUGGUGGCGACACCAUGGAGCCCAAAUGCCGUUGCCCUCAGAUCAAACACAAACUGAAAAAGAAGAAUAAAAGUGGGCGCAGCAACCUCGAGAGGACAAGGACGACGGCGAAUUUCAGGGAGAGGGCGGUGACGAUGACCUACGCCAACUCUGUUACCGGCUCGAGGUCAAGGGGGACAAUAAUGGGAGAAACGUUAGUGACGGAGAAGGUGAGGGCAAUAUAGGCGGCGGCGAUUAGCGUCUUCUUCGGAGAUUGUGAAGGAGGGAGAAGGGAAGCUGCGGUGCCGUCUUCACAGAAGAAGGCUUGGUCUGGUACUCUGGGAAUGACGGAAGGUUUGGAAGUCGUAGAUUAGGCUAAGGGUUUGAAAGUCGAUUGAUACAUCAUUUCUGUCACUUUUCCGUAAAUCAAUUUAUGGUCAUAUUUUUGUCUUCAAUAACCCAAGAUGUAAUAUAUAUGUCAUUGUUUCAUGAAUUUAUCCCAAAAUUUAAAAGGACA